AUGUCGAAAAUGCGCUUUCACAACCCGCCUGUGAAGCAUGUCGAGAGCCCAGACUAUCCGAGUGACGAUGAUUUGUCUGAAUCACUGGUUGAGCAGGGUGUCACUGGUAUUCAUAUGGAGGUGCCCGUCACGAGUUUCCAAAUGGGUUCGACAACGAUUAAACAAGCCUACACCGACAUGGUGGUAUACAGUCUACUAGAGGAUUCGGAUGGAACCGCAAGAGCACCCCGGAAGGCAGCCGAGGUGACCAUAGAGAGUGACCUAGAUGAUAACGAAGAAGCGUCUGUCAAACAUGAGAGCAACGAGUCUGAUCCCAUGGAGAAUUGUCCCGAACCUCUCGUGCAAAGAGAGGUGCAUUAUAUCAGCUGGCAUCUGUUCGAAAACGGAUCCCACUUCCCGGCUGCCAUGGUGUCGUUGUUAUUGAUUGAGUUUCGAGCUACCAAAGACGAUCUGGAUCAUUCCUCGGGAGCCAUCCAGGACCCAAUUAAACCCCUGAUACCGUACGAGGACAUAUCUGCACUCGAUCUUCGGAUCAUUGGCGCCGGUGACGGUGACACACUACAUCGGCCGUAUGCGCAGCUGACCAUCGAGAUCUCUGACCCACCCGAUGUACAACACCUCGUGCCUACUAACGAAUCCGUUGGACUGUGCAAUUGCGGUGAAGGCGAUCUGGAAACCAUACAGGACAGAGUGGCGGAUACGCUCUUCGAGAGGUCCCCGACGGAGAUGGGAGGUACACACUUGAGGACUGGGUUUGUGAGUGUGGGGGCUGAGUAUGCGCGAACGGCUAUAGAACGAACCAGAUCGGCCGUGGUUCAGAACACCGAGACUGACAUCGUUGAGCAAGACUCUACCCCGGAAUGCGGGGUUAGCAGAACGCAGUCGGCUAUCCCACGCAUGGGUAUGUGUCUGGGAGAAAGUGAUGACUCAUGCAUGGCUGAAGACGCGCAGGGUGUAUCUGCAGACGUGUCUGAGAGAAAUGGCAGUGCACAAAUAAGAACCUCGAUCGAAGCAAACGGAACUCCGCCCACCUCGUUCUCGGAAACCGUUGCACGACAAUCGUGUGCUGAAUCGGCACACGAGGCUUCACCGAAGGUGGACCACGCUGAUAAAUCGACAAGCGCGCGAGCGAUUGAGCAAGAUGCGGGUGUUCAGAGGGGUCAGAAUAUAGCCUAUUUAGAGGCGACGCCUGACGAUCCGAAUGCGGGUUUAGGCGAAGAAAUGGCGGCCAUCAUCACUAAGGUUGAGGACGCUACUCGCGCGGGCUAUGUCAAACUGCAGGACAUGGUCGCUAGCGUCGAUGCUGAAAGUGAUGAUGCAGAGUCUUAUCAUCGGACACAACCUGGUACUAGCCCCAAAUCACCUGUCCAUCGGGUUAUAGACCCUCGUAAUGGCUCAAAUAGAUGCAGCGAUCGAGCUGCUGAUGUUUCGGAAAGGAGAGCAGUAUGUAGGCCGCCAGGGUCCGAGUUGGGUGUUGAGAAUGAGUCGAUACCGCGCACUGACGAGAAUGUAGGUAUUAAACCCACGCCAGACGACGUGCAAGCCCACAUUGAGGAUAUACAACAGAGCGAAAGCAGUAAUGUUAUUACAGACAGUGAGAGCAGUCAUUUUAGGCACCGAGAGCCGGCCCACGAUCUACGGAAUGGCAACGACAAACAGGAACGAACCCCUCACAACACAACUAGCCCAGGGGAAAUGGCAGCCAGUGUCGAUGGUCAGAUAAGCGGAGACCAGCAACAGGACGAUAGGAGCGCCCAGUGCAACUGUGCCGCGAAUGCGCACAGGAGGAAAAUCUCGUCGCAUACAAUCAAAGAGGUGGCUAAGGCCUUCUGGACCAAGCCUACGAUCAACAAGGGCAAAGUGAAACAACACGUCGCCUUCUUCCUCAAGCGACUGCAUAAUCAUUUCACCGAUUCGCGGUCCCCCAAAAACCGCAACAUAGCCCGAGAUAUGAGAAGAGCCAAUCAGAUCAGCCAUGUGUGCCAGCAGGCCCAGCCCCAUAGCUACGUAAUCACCACAACAGUAGGCAUCGCGGACAUAGGUCCAAUGGCCAUCAUAAUCGACCAGCUCACGGAGAUAUCCUUCCGCAACAAGCAUGGACGCAUUGUGAAACGUGGCAUCUCGGUGUCGUGUUUGGCAGUGAACAACUAUAGUGUUGCAAAUCUUUUUAAAUACAAAAUACCGUAUUCACAGCUCUCGUGGGCCUUAUGGCAACUGUAUCACUACAUCGAUGUGGUGCCCCAGUUUAUCCGAUGGAAUGUGUCGGAAGCACUCGCCCUGGUGGACGCGUUGGUCUACGGGUAUUUGCAUAAGUUCGACAAAUGGCUGACCGCGUUCACAACCGACUUUUUCUUACAGUACAGGCCGCUAUAUGUCAUUGCUGUGCCGCUGAUCAAUCGGAUUUACUCCCCCUUGCGGACAUGCUGGUUUGCGGUAAAGAGCUUCUUUGAUUUAGGAUUGUAUGCGUCAUUCUCACGAUUACGGACCGCAAUUUGGGCUUUCUGUUCCAUCGGCAUGGGACCAAUCUUCUACUUACUGGAUCUGGUCAAAACCUUGCUGACGCCGUUUCUCACUAUUUUUGGAAUGAUUAUGGCGCCGCUCAACAGAGCUGCGCAGUACUCGUUUGUUACGGAAACGGAACGCAUGACUAAGAUUUGGCGUGUGAUUUCAUCUCAGGCUCAAAUCGUCAUAUAUGCGGUCCCCAAUCUUCUCAAAAGGAUCUUCAAUACUAUCUUACGGAAGCAGGUUGAGGUUGGAGACAUAGACCACAUGGAUCCCCUGCUGAAGAAGUUGCUGGAGAAUGACCUGCCCCACAAACGGAGUAGCACUCCAGAUGGCCGGCACCUCCAGACGCCUGAUAACUUAGACGCGGAUAUGGGCAAACGGGUACCCACGUACCCUACGUUGGCCUCCAGUAACCCAUCAGACCAGUACUCAGACACCGGCUACAGCUCAGCGAGCUCGAGAAGUAGUAUAAGUGGUCUGGGAAGUUCUUCCUAUGGUACCAAUGGUACCAGUCUGCACAGACGGAACAUCAUGAGCAACAUUGCAAUACGCAAUGCAAACUCGCCUCGCCGCAGUCCCUUCGGCAGCCCCAAACCGAGGCAUCACAGUCGGUCGCAGAGGAAAGCGACAGUCUAUGCUGCAAAUGAAUCGAAUACAAAAUUCGCGGCAAAUGAUAUGGAGAGUGGCUCGUGACAGUACUGAUGCUAGCUGCACUCGUACUGGUGAACUAGGGGAUGGUUAUCUGUGCAUGUGUGACUUGUUUGACAGCCCGGUGUCUUCUCGUACUCCACUCGUUUUGAGACCUCAUGACAUAUUGCGUUUCUGCAGUGGAGCCACGAGUCGUAUUACUUCCUAGAAAUGCGCAUCGCAAAGCGGCUGGGAUCGGGCACCGCCACUCUACAGCUUCUUGCCGUUGGUUUGCCAAAGAUAGUCAGAAUACUGGAUCAAAUGGAUGUAGAAUAUAUUGACCUCCUAUUCAUAAGUAUGCUUGCGUCAAGGCCCAGCAGCCCGUACCUUGAGUGCCCGCUGCAGGUCGGAACCACAGUACAAUUUGUACUAACAGGUGCAGGUGCAUCUACAAUACAAUACCUGAUGUGACUGCUGGAUGCCCAAUAUUCACUAUGCUGUUGUACGGUUAGAGUGAGUGGACCAGAUAUAGUAAGCUGGUCUUGCAAGUGGUGGCUAUAUCCGAGCUAGGUUGGGACUAAAACCCAGUCUGGUAUCAAAUGAUUCGCUUAUGUUUAUCAACCAUGUGGGGCUGAGAAACCACAGCCACGUAGUAUUCUGGUGCGAUACGGUAUGUCCAAGAAGAUACUCGUAUACACUCACAAUCAGCACGGCCAAGAAUGCUUCCGACUAUGUCCAAAUAUGGUCCAUCGAUAUCAAUGAUGUGCAAGGGGGGGGGUUUUUUUUUUCAAAGAACCCGCCGCUAGCAACUCGCGUUCAUGAGCAUACGUGCCAUGUAGUUAUACAGAACGCGUACUGGAUACCAUACGCAAUGGAGUGGAUUUCCCGGUGGAGUAAGUCUGUGACUUCGCGCCGGGAACGAGUUUUGGUAUUACCGGAGCGUAGGUUCCACACUGUCUGGGUUCAGUUUAUGUAACCGAAUACCCUUCAAAUCAAUCUUAGAUAUUCCACAUGUAUAUGCAUCCUCUCUAAGCUCUUCAAUUGUGAGGUUUUUCUCCGGAUUUUUCACCUUGCCCCAAGGAAGUUGACUUAUGGACAAUGCCCUGCCAUUGCUAUUUGUUUGGGAACCUAUGGAACGGGAAUAGAGUUUUGUACGCACUCAUCUUCGCAAGGAGUAUCUUGGUGAGCGUUGAUAAACGUGCUAAUAAAGUAAAUUACAGUCCGAUAUUAGUCACUUCCUACUAUGACAUCGAAUUAAACUUG
Messenger RNA from Sphaeroforma arctica JP610, 4395 nucleotides. RefSeq lists its product as hypothetical. The transcript is spliced from 13 exons. The coding region runs from base 1 to 3198 and encodes 1065 amino acids. The record is from RefSeq and is a predicted model, not a curated record. Lineage: Eukaryota; Ichthyosporea; Ichthyophonida.